UCUGGUGGCUGUGUGGUACAUGUCUGUACAGGAUAUGAUGGAGGGGCUGGUGACGGCGAUAUUGUUGGUGAUGGUGACGGGGUCGGCGAGGGCGGUGGAGGUGGUGUUCUUGACAGGGUCGGAGAGGGCGGUGGAGGUGGUGAUGGUGACGGGGUCGGCGAGGGCGGUGGAGGUGGUGUUCUUGACAGGGUCGGAGAGGGCGGUGGAGGUGGUGAUGGUGACGGGAUCGGCGAGGGCGGUGGAGGUGGUGUUCUUGACAGGGUCGGAGAGGGCGGUGGAGGUGGUGAUGGUGACGGGGUCGGCGAGGGCGGUGGAGGUGGUGAUGGUGACGGGGUCGGCGAGGGCGGUGGAGGUGGUGAUGGUGACGGUGGUGGAGGUGGUGGUGUUGGUGAUAGAGGAGGGGUUGGAUGUCCUGCAUGCGGUUGUGUCCUUGUGCGGUGGAGGAUCACACGAACGGCGUUUGGUGUCAUGUCCAGUAUAGCAGCAACGCGGUCGUAGGG
Molecule: messenger RNA, 500 nt
Organism: Eriocheir sinensis (Chinese mitten crab)
Lineage: Eukaryota; Metazoa; Arthropoda; Malacostraca; Decapoda; Varunidae
Exons: 2
Coding region: 20-481 (153 amino acids)
Source: RefSeq, a predicted model, not a curated record